UAGGAUUAACUUUUAGUAAUUGCUACUAAGGCUAUGUUCCAAAACGUACUCUCCGAGGAAAAUUUUACUCCGAUGGUCAUUCCGAAACUUUUUUGAGCGUCUCUGAUUGGUUCCAGGUUCCAGGCUGGCCAUCGAGUAAAAUUUUCCUCGGAGAGGAAAUUUUACGCCGUUUUGGAUCUUAGCCUAAAUAACUUUUCCUCUUUCGCACCUACAAUGAGUUACAAGGAAAAUUUUAAUAUUUUCGUGGGUGGAAAAUCGGGUGUUUUGAAAGGAAUAAAAAUUGGAAGAAAGACGGAUAUAAUUAAAAAUAUACAGGACUUGGUUUCUAUUACGGAAAAUGAUCAAGUUACAACUGUCGCGUGGGGCAACGAUGACGAACGAGAAGUUUUAAUAGCAUGUGGUAUAAAGGGGGACAGAAGAGUAAAAAUAUAUGACUCCGAGAGUUUAGCAUUCGCAUGUUCGUUUCCUUGUAAUACAGGUCAAGGAAGUAUUACUGGAAUAUCACGAUAUGACAGAUCUGUUUUGAUAGCAGUCAAAUCUGGGGAAGUAAGUUUGUGGCCAUUUGACAGAAAAGAGGAGAUAUUAAUAAAUGCUGGAGAAAAUUUAAGUAGAAUGCGUCACUCGUGUACACAAAAAAACAUAAUAGCAACUGGAGGACUAGAAAAUAGGCUAAAAUUAUUUGAUUUAGAAAAGCAAGAAUUAAUAUUCAGUGAGAAAAAUCUUUCGCAUGACUGGCUGGAAUUAAGAAUACCAAUUUGGAUAUCGGAUUUGAAUUUUUUGCCAGGAACUCAACAAAUAGCCACUGUUGGCAGAUAUGGGCAUGUACACUUAUACGAUCCAAAUGCGCAAAGACGUCCUGUAAUAAAUUUAACGAUUCAAGAUGAAGCUUUGACCUGCUUAAGCACGACACUCAAAGAGAAACAUAUUAUAGUGGGUUCGGGUAAAGGUAGAAUGAAUCUCGUUGAUCUAAGAAAACCAAGCACUGUAUUGAACACAUACAAAGGAUUUGCCGGAGGUGUAACCGGGAUGGCAUGCAACAUGAAUAGUCCAUAUGUUGCAAGCGUUAGUCUCGAUAGAUAUUUGCGAAUACAUCAUAUCGAUACAAAAGAAAUUUUAAAAAAAAUUUACUUAACAUCGAGAUUAACGUGUUUGGUAAUGAGAUCGGAUUUCUCUAUAGAAACAAGAACUGAGCAUAACUCUGCAAAGAAUAUUUGUCAAUAUUUAUAAUUUUAUAGGAAUAAAAAAUUUUAAUCCUUUAUAAGUGUGUGUGUGUGUGUGUGUGUAUGUAUGUAUGUAUAUAUAAAUUCGCCCUCACACAUCCUAUAAAUUUCAUGUUUUUUAUACUCUAUACUUGAAUCACAAAUUAUACAUAAUUUAUUUUAGAAUGCAUCACUUUUGCGUACGUAUAGUUUUCUUCUUUUUUUCAACAAAAAACAUUAAUAUAUUUAGAAUUAUUAUGAAAUUAUUUGGAAUUUAAAAUCUUGCAAAUCAAGAAGUGGAUUCGGACAUUGGCAUCUGAGAGAGGAAAGAAAUUUAGAGUCGUUAAAUAAAACAUUCAUAGUAUAUAUAUUUUGUCAUUUGGCAAGACUGUUGUCUCGCGUUUUGAACUUUAAACAAGAAACAAGGAUUGAACAAGGAACAGGAAUAAUAUGCUGUCAAUUUAAUUAUAAUUAUGUGUAAUGCAUAAAAGCAUUAUUUGUUGAUUAUUUAUUGUACAAUUUAAUCAUCAUUAAUAUCUCAUUGAUAGCUUCUAUUUUGGUUCUUCUUAGUCGCAGCGUGUACCGAGUUCAAUCGCUUAUUUCUUUAAACUCGUCUCUCUAAUAUUAUAUAGAAUGAAGAGAAGCGCUAAAUAUUUUCUCCGACUAUUUCUACUAUGCCCUCAACAAGUAACAAGUUGUGUCAAAGCCAAGGUUGCAGUGUACGCUGCGGUAUAGCAUAAUCUUUAGUAACUUUAAGUAAAAGAUGGUAAAUGUGGCAACUCGCAAGAUGUUGCAACAAACGCAUUUUGUGCUAAAAAAACAAAAUGAAUAAAUAAAACAACGCUCGCGACUACAGCACAUUAAAUAGUACUUCUCAGCUGUACAAAAAUCUUUGUUCAAACUACGCUUCCUGUUAAUUAAUACUAAUAUUUAACUUGUCGUAUUUCGCGACUGCGCUUACAACUCGAAUAGAAUAUUUAUAUUUGUAUUCCAUGUCUCUCUUUUAUAUAUACAUUUACUACAUUUACAGGCACUAUCCCCCUUCAAAGUCGAAUAGCCAUCCUUCAAAAUCGAGUAACUCUCCCUAUAACAUUAGCAUGAAUAUGAAAAUAAAGAUUGGCAUCAAACGGUAUAAAAUUUUUACAAAUUUACAUUUUAUGAGGCGAAAAAAAGUUUUUGCAUAGUUAGAGAUAAAAUUUUUCUGGAUAGUACUCGUCUUCCACUGUAAGAAUACUUCUUCCAAUCUAUUGUAAAACUUUUUCAUAUAAAACGAUAUUGUAACUAUACAUUCCAGCUAAAAAAAAACUCAUAAUUUGCAUUUCCUUCACGAAAUAUGACGCAAUAAUAAUUAUUUAUAUAAUAACGCAGGGUUUUACUCAUUGUUCACAAAGAAAGAAAAUUUAACAUGGCAAUAAAACUUUAAUGCCAUACAUACCAUUGAUGAAUAAAAGCAUUUAUCCAUUAUAGAUUAUACGUUUCUUAAUAAGUCACCAGUGCUGUUAAGAUGAUUCAUUUAUUAUACAAGAUCAGUAAUUAAAGAUUAGAUAUUUGAUAGCAUAUUUUCAAGAUAAAUUUAAAAAAAA
Molecule: messenger RNA, 2782 nt
Organism: Formica exsecta
Lineage: Eukaryota; Metazoa; Arthropoda; Insecta; Hymenoptera; Formicidae
Product: WD repeat-containing protein 74
Exons: 7
Coding region: 214-1227 (337 amino acids)
Biological process (GO): ribosomal large subunit biogenesis
Cellular component (GO): preribosome, large subunit precursor; nucleolus
Molecular function (GO): protein binding
Source: RefSeq, a predicted model, not a curated record